Molecule: messenger RNA, 1767 nt
Organism: Capronia coronata CBS 617.96
Lineage: Eukaryota; Fungi; Ascomycota; Eurotiomycetes; Chaetothyriales; Herpotrichiellaceae
Exons: 5
Coding region: 1-1767 (588 amino acids)
Source: RefSeq, a predicted model, not a curated record
AUGCAUAUUCCUCUUGUCUUGGAGCUCCUGGGCGGUCUCCUGAUCGCCAAGGCGGCUGCCCAAAAUACCUCCGAGCUUAACUCUACCCAAGAGCUCCUUGAUCCGUUGCCUUAUUACUACCCGAAUGAAGAUGCCGCUCCUCAAGCACUCUUCCCCAUGCCGCUCUGUCAAGGUGUCCAACUGGAGGAAGCCACCAUCGACCAGCUUCAGGAUGCUAUGGAGCAUGGCAAUCUCACAGCUUACGAUAUUGUCACAUGCUAUUUCAAACGGUAUAACCAGGUCAACGGAUACGUCAAUGGAAUUCUCCAAUGGAACCCGGAUGCUUUCACGAUAGCAGCGGAACUCGACGCUGAACGUGCAGCUGGCCGGGUUAGGAGCCGACUACACGGAAUCCCGUUCCUCGUUAAAGAUAAUAUCGCCACAAAGGAUCAAAUGGACACCACAGCUGGGUCCUGGGCUCUAGUCGGCAGUAUCGUGCCUCGAGACGCUCACGUGGUAGCUAAAGCGAGAAAUGCUGGUGCGCUGUUACUGGGGCACGCUACAUUGAGCGAAUGGGCAGAUAUGAGAUCGACCAACUACUCUGAAGGAUUCAGCGCCAGAGGUGGCCAGGCUCGCAGCCCCUAUAACCUGACCGGUAACCCCGGUGGAAGCAGUUCGGGCUCUGCAGUAGCCGUUGCUGCCAACCAGGCCAUGUUUGCCCUUGGCACGGAAACCGACGGCUCCGUCAUUGACCCGGCUCAGCGUCAAAAUGUCUGUGGCAUCAAGCCUACCACGGGACUUACCUCUCGUGCUGGCGUCAUCCCCGAUACCUUACACCAGGAUACGAUAGGAACAUUCGGCCGGACCUGCCGUGACGCUGCAUACGCACUCGAUGCUAUUGCUGGCCCCGACCCACGCGACAACUAUACCCUCGCACAGAUCGGCAACACACCAGAGGGCGGCUAUGCGCAAUUCCUUACCGACAAAUCGGCAUUGAAGGGUGCCGUUUUCGGUCUACCAUGGGAGACUUUCUGGUCCUUAAAUGACCCUGAGCAGAACUCGCAUCUAAUGGAGUUACUGGAUCUGAUCCAGAGUGCGGGUGCCACGAUUAUCAACGGAACCGAGCUACCAAAUGCCGACAUCCUCAUUAGCCGGAAAGGUUUCGACGGCGAUUAUGGCACUACUCGCGGCUAUCCCAACGAGAGUGAAUACACUGUGCUCAAGGUCGAUUUCUACAACAACAUUGCUACAUACCUCUCCGAGCUCGAAAACACCAACAUCCGCAGCCUUGAGGAUAUCGUCCAGUCCAACCUCGACAACCUCGGGUCUGAAGGUGGCCUACCGGGGAUCCAUCCCGCAUUCUACUCUGGUCAAGAUGGGCUCCUAAACUCGCUCGAGACCAAGGGUGUCAUGGACGAAACCUACUGGCAAGCCGUGUGGUUCUGUAAAACCGUGACGGCCGAGUCCCUCGACGCCGCCCUCAACCCCUUUAUCAACGGCUCGCACGUCAAACUGGAUGCUCUUCUCGUCCCGCCGGACCUAGGCCAGAGCUACCAAGUCUCCGCCCAAGCUGGCUAUCCCGUGAUCACCGUUCCAGCCGGCAUUGGCGGGCCUAGUGCCAUGCCGUUCGGACUGGCGUUGCUAGGCACCAAAUGGGGUGAAGGCCCGCUCAUCCACUGGGCCAGUGCUAUUGAGGAUCUCCAGCUCAGCACCGACACGCCUUGGAAGAGGACGAAACCAGCUUGGGGCGAUUAUAUGUAUAGGAAGCUCCCUGUCAUCAGGCCUUGA